GCCCUACACGUAUUUAGGGUUUUCAGAUCUGCGAGAAUGUAUGGAUUCGAGGCGCUCACCUUCAACAUCCAUGGCGGAUUCCUGGAGGCGAUCGUCCGCGGCUUUCGCUCCGGGAUGCUCACCACGGCCGACUACAACAAUCUCUCGCAGUGCGAGACGCUCGACGACAUCAAGAUGCAUCUCUCAGCUACGGAUUAUGGCCCCUAUCUCCAAAACGAGCCUUCGCCCUUGCACACGACCAACAUUGUGGAGCGAUGUACCCAGAAAUUGGUGGACGAUUACAAUAGCUUGCUCGUCCAGGCCACGGAGCCGCUGUCCAAGUUCCUCGAGUAUAUAACGUAUGGAUACAUAAUUGACAACGUGGUUUUGAUCGUCACAGGAGCUCUUCACGAAAGAGAUGUCCAAGAAUUGCUUGAAAAGUGUCAUCCCCUGGGAAUGUUUGACGGGAUUGCCACUGUUGCCGCAGCUCACAACAUGGCUGAGCUAUACCGUCUUGUGCUCGUGGAUACGCCCUUGGCUCCUUACUUUUCUGGAUGCAUCACCUCCGAAGACUUGGACGACAUGAACAUUGAAAUCAUGCGAAACACUCUAUACAAAGCUUAUUUGGAGGACUUCUACACUUUCUGCAAGAAACUUGGUGGUGCUACCGGAGAGCUUAUGUGCGACUUGCUUGCUUUUGAAGCUGACCGCAGGGCUGUCAACAUAACCAUCAACAGUAUCGGCACUGAGUUGACUCGGGAUGAUCGGCGCAAGCUUUACUCGUCAUUUGGACUGCUGUAUCCUUAUGGCCAUGAAGAGCUUGCUCUAUGUGAUGAUCCCGACCAGGUCCGAGCUGCCGUGGAGAAAUAUCCUCCAUAUCAACCAAUUUUUGCGAAGAUUGAAUAUGGCGAGAGCCAAAUGCUCGACAAGGCAUUUUACGAAGAAGAAGUGAAGAGAUUGAUAUUGACCUUCGAGCAACAGUUCCACUACGCAGUGUUUUUUGCAUACGUCCGACUACGGGAGCAAGAGAUCAGGAAUCUCAUGUGGAUAUCAGAGUGUGUUGCACAGAACCAAAAGAACCGAAUUCACGAUGGAAUAGUGAUGAUCUUUUGAGGUAUGCUCAAGCAAAGGAAGCGUUUAUGCAAAAGCUUUGUUUUUGCAGAUAUGUAUUUGAUCGUGUUGUAAUAAGAGGUUGCGCUUUGGUUCAGCUAA
This is a messenger RNA of Selaginella moellendorffii, 1191 nucleotides long. RefSeq names its product probable V-type proton ATPase subunit d. The record is from RefSeq and is a predicted model, not a curated record. Gene Ontology annotation, biological process: vacuolar transport; vacuolar acidification; proton transmembrane transport. The transcript has 10 exons. Gene Ontology annotation, cellular component: proton-transporting V-type ATPase, V0 domain; vacuolar proton-transporting V-type ATPase complex. Gene Ontology annotation, molecular function: proton-transporting ATPase activity, rotational mechanism. Lineage: Eukaryota; Viridiplantae; Streptophyta; Lycopodiopsida; Selaginellales; Selaginellaceae. Bases 37 to 1092 code for a protein of 351 amino acids.